Molecule: messenger RNA, 10673 nt
Organism: Suricata suricatta (meerkat)
Lineage: Eukaryota; Metazoa; Chordata; Mammalia; Carnivora; Herpestidae
Gene: CHD6
Product: chromodomain helicase DNA binding protein 6
Exons: 37
Coding region: 40-8220 (2726 amino acids)
Molecular function (GO): ATP binding; protein binding; ATP-dependent chromatin remodeler activity
Source: RefSeq, a predicted model, not a curated record
CGAGUUGUACUUCCAGAAAUAAGUAUCUUCCUUCAAUAGAUGAUAAUGAAAAUACAAAAGAAAGAGAAGCAGUUGUCAAGUUUAAAAGUUCUGAAUCACUCUCCAAUGUCUGAUGCCUCUGUCAAUUUUGACUACAAAUGCCCCUCCCCGUUUGACCGCAGCACUGAUCAGGAAGAGAAGAUCGAAGAUGUCGCCAGUCACUGUCUGCCUCAGAAGGACCUGUAUGCUGCUGAAGAGGAAGCUGAGACCCUUUUUCCUAGGAAAAUGACGUCCCAUAAUGGGAUGGAGGACAGUGGAGGAGGAGGCACCGGAGUAAAGAAGAAAAGGAAGAAAAAGGAUGCGGGAGAGCAAGAGGGGGCAGCAAAGGGAAGCAAGGACAGGGAGCCCAAGCCAAAGAGGAAGCGAGAGCCUAGAGAGCCAAAGGAACCCCGGAAGGCCAAGGAGCCCAAGAGGGCCAAGGAGCCCAAGGAGCCCAAGCAGAAGGAUGGAGCCAAGAAAGCACGGAAGCCCCGGGAGGCCUCGGGUACCAAGGAGGCCAAAGAGAAGAGGAGCGCUGCUGACUCUGCAGCCAGGACGAAGUCCAAGAAGGCCAGCAAGGAGCAAGGACCAACCCCAGUGGAGAGAAAGAAGAAAGGAAAGAGGAAAAGUGAAACCACAGUGGAGAGUUUAGAGCUGGAUCAGGGCCUGCCGAACCCAUCCCUGCGGAGUCCUGAGGAGUCCACUGAGUCUACAGACAGCCAGAAACGACGCUCGGGACGGCAGGUGAAGCGCAGAAAAUACAACGAGGACCUGGACUUCAAGGUGGUGGACGAUGACGGGGAGACCAUCGCCGUCCUCGGGGCUGGCCGGACGUCCGCCCUCUCGGCUUCUACACUGGCCUGGCAGGCGGAGGAGCCUCCAGAAGAUGACGCAAACAUCAUUGAGAAGAUCCUGGCAUCUAAGACCGUCCAGGAGGUUCACCCAGGAGAGCCCCCGUUCGACUUGGAGCUAUUCUACGUUAAGUACAGAAAUUUUUCCUACUUGCAUUGUAAAUGGGCCACAAUGGAAGAGCUGGAAAAGGAUCCUCGCAUCGCACAGAAGAUCAAGCGAUUCAGGAACAAACAAGCCCAGAUGAAGCACAUUUUUACUGAGCCUGAUGAAGACUUGUUCAACCCAGACUAUGUAGAAGUUGACCGCGUCCUGGAGGUGGCCCACACCAAAGAUGCAGAAACAGGAGAGGAGGUCACGCAUUACCUGGUCAAGUGGUGCUCGCUGCCUUAUGAAGAAAGUACAUGGGAACUAGAGGAAGACGUGGAUCCUGCAAAAGUUAAAGAAUUUGAGUCUCUUCAAGUUCUCCCUGAAAUUAAGCAUGUGGAGCGGCCUGCUUCGGACUCCUGGCAGAAACUGGAGAAGUCUCGGGAGUAUAAGAACAGUAACCAGCUCCGAGAGUACCAGCUGGAGGGGAUGAACUGGCUUCUUUUUAACUGGUAUAACAGAAAAAAUUGUAUUUUGGCUGAUGAGAUGGGCUUAGGGAAGACCAUCCAGUCCAUCACAUUCCUCUCAGAGAUAUUCCUCCGCGGGAUCCACGGCCCUUUCCUGAUCAUCGCCCCUCUCUCCACCAUCACGAACUGGGAGCGGGAGUUCCGGACGUGGACAGAGAUGAAUGCCAUUGUGUACCAUGGCAGCCAGAUCAGCAGACAGAUGAUCCAGCAGUAUGAGAUGGUGUACAGAGACGCACAGGGAAACCCCCUUUCAGGAGUCUUCAAGUUCCACGUUGUCAUCACAACAUUUGAGAUGAUCCUGGCAGACUGCCCAGAGCUGAAAAAGAUUCACUGGAGCUGUGUGAUAAUUGACGAAGCCCACAGACUGAAGAACAGGAACUGCAAACUUCUGGAGGGUCUAAAGCUCAUGGCCCUGGAACACAAAGUACUGCUCACUGGGACACCGUUGCAGAACUCUGUGGAGGAGCUCUUCAGCUUGCUGAACUUUCUGGAGCCGUCCCAGUUUCCUUCAGAGACUGCUUUCUUGGAGGAAUUUGGAGAUCUGAAAACUGAGGAACAGGUGAAGAAACUGCAGUCUAUCCUAAAACCAAUGAUGCUUCGGCGGCUGAAAGAUGAUGUGGAAAAGAACCUUGCUCCCAAACAGGAGACGAUCAUUGAAGUAGAGCUGACCAAUAUCCAGAAGAAGUACUACCGUGCCAUCCUGGAGAAGAACUUCUCCUUCCUGACCAAGGGGGCAAAUCAGCACAACAUGCCCAAUCUCAUCAACACCAUGAUGGAGCUGAGAAAGUGCUGUAACCACCCCUACCUGAUCAAUGGGGCAGAGGAGAAAAUUCUGGAAGAUUUCCGAAAAACCCACAGCCCUGAUGCCCCUGACUUUCAGCUGCAGGCCAUGAUUCAAGCCGCAGGGAAGCUGGUGCUGAUUGAUAAGCUGCUCCCCAAGCUGAUUGCCGGUGGUCACAAAGUCCUCAUCUUCUCGCAGAUGGUGCGCUGCCUUGAUAUCCUGGAAGAUUAUCUCAUCCAGAGACGAUACACCUAUGAGCGAAUUGAUGGGCGAGUACGGGGAAACCUGCGCCAGGCAGCCAUCGACCGGUUCUGUAAGCCAGACUCAGACCGCUUUGUCUUUCUUCUGUGCACCAGAGCGGGAGGCCUGGGGAUCAAUCUCACGGCUGCUGAUACCUGCAUCAUAUUUGAUUCAGACUGGAACCCACAAAAUGACUUGCAGGCUCAGGCCCGAUGUCACCGGAUAGGCCAGAGCAAAGCCGUGAAGGUGUAUCGCCUCAUUACUCGGAACUCCUAUGAGCGGGAAAUGUUUGACAAAGCCAGCCUAAAGCUGGGGCUGGACAAGGCUGUUCUUCAGGACAUAAACCGAAAGGGCAGCACCAAUGGGGUACAACAGCUUUCCAAAAUGGAAGUAGAGGACCUGCUCCGGAAAGGAGCUUAUGGAGCCCUGAUGGAUGAGGAAGAUGAAGGCUCCAAGUUCUGUGAAGAAGACAUAGACCAGAUUCUGCAGAGGAGAACCCACACCAUCACCAUCCAGUCUGAAGGGAAAGGAUCUACUUUUGCCAAGGCUAGCUUUGUGGCUUCAGGAAACAGGACUGAUAUUUCCUUAGAUGACCCAAACUUUUGGCAGAAAUGGGCUAAAAUAGCUGAAUUGGACACUGAAGCAAAGAAUGAAAAGGAGAGCUUAGUGAUCGACCGGCCUCGAGUGAGAAAGCAGACCAAACACUACAACUCCUUUGAGGAGGAUGAGCUCAUGGAGUUCUCGGAGCUAGACAGCGACUCAGACGAAAGACCCACGAGGUCCAGACGCCUCAAUGACAAAACCAGGCGCUACCUCCGAGCCGAGUGUUUCCGGGUCGAGAAGAACCUGCUCAUCUUUGGCUGGGGCCGGUGGAAGGACAUCCUGACCCACGGGCGGUUCAAGUGGCAUCUGAAUGAGAAGGACAUGGAGAUGAUUUGCCGGGCCCUGCUGGUGUACUGUGUCAAGCAUUACAAGGGGGACGAGAAGAUCAAGAGUUUCAUUUGGGAACUGAUCACACCUACCAAAGACGGGCAGGCCCAGACCCUCCAGAACCACUCAGGGUUGUCUGCUCCAGUCCCCAGAGGGAGGAAGGGGAAGAAGACAAAGAACCAGCUGCUGCUCCCAGAGUUGAAGAAUGCAGACUGGCUGGCCACCUGCAACCCCGAGGUGGUCCUGCAUGAUGACGGCUAUAAGAAGCACCUCAAGCAGCACUGCAACAAGGUCCUUUUGCGAGUCCGGAUGCUUUACUACCUAAAAGCUGAAAUCCUGGGAGAGGCAGCUGAUAAAGCAUUUGAAGGCACCCCCGCCAGGGAGCUAGAAGUACCCCUGCCCGACAUCGACUACGUGGAGAUCCCAGUGGAUUGGUGGGAUGCUGAGGCUGAUAAGUCCCUUCUGAUAGGCGUGUUCAAACACGGGUACGAGAGGUACAGCGCCAUGCGCGCGGACCCAGCACUGUGCUUCCUGGAGAAAGUCGGCAUGCCGGAUGAGAAGUCCCUUUGCGCAGAACAGGGUGCUGCAGAGGGGACCCCAGACAUUCCCGAACGAGGCAACACAGAUAAAGAGGACAACCCUGAGGACAAGUUAGAUGGCCUACAGAAACAAACGGAGAGUUCCAGCGAUGGAGGGGAUGGCGUUUUUGGCGAAAAGAAGGAUGACAGCCGGGCAGUACUAAUAUCCUCACUGAUGUUUGAAGCCCAGGAUGGCUCCGACCCAGACAAAUCCCCCUGGCCAGUUCCGUCUGCUCUCACGGCGCGCCUCAGACGUCUGGUCACCGUGUACCAGCGCUGUAACCGCAAGGAACUCUGCCGCCCGGAAAUUCUGGGACCAGGCAACCAAGGAUACUGGGUCCAGGAAGAGAUGUUCAGGAGAACCUCAGAAGUGGAUCUCAUCAACAAGGAAGCUCAGAAAAGGUGGACUAGGAGAGAGCAAGCAGACUUCUACAGAGCAGUGUCCUCCUUUGGGGUUGUUUACGAUCAAGAAAAGAAAACUUUUGACUGGACGCAGUUCCGCAUCAUUUCCCGUUUGGACAAGAAGUCGGAUGAGAGUCUGGAGCACUAUUUUUACAGCUUUGUGGCCAUGUGCCGGAAUGUCUGUCGUCUGCCCACAUGGAAGGAUGGUGGUCCCCCAGAUCCCAGCAUCUAUGUGGAACCCAUCACGGAGGAGCGGGCCGCGAGAACCCUGUACCGCAUCGAGCUGCUGCGGAAGGUCCGCGAGCAAGUGCUGAGGUGCCCUCAGCUGCACGAGCGCCUCCAGCUCUGCCGGCCCAGCCUCUACCUCCCCGUCUGGUGGGAGUGUGGGAAGCACGACCGGGACCUGCUCGUCGGCACCGCCAAGCAUGGGCUGAACCGCACUGACUAUUACAUCAUGACUGACCCCCAGCUGUCCUUCCUGGAUGCCUACAGAAACUAUGCCCAGCAUAAGAGAACGGACGUGCCGGCACCAGAAAGCCUCUGUUGCCUUUACCAGACCAACUCCAGAUUAUACGAAUCUCUUACGUACACUCAGAUGAGCAGGACUUCAGAGCCCCUUGAAAAUGAACCUGAGAAUCUAGUGAAAAUAGAAAGUAGAGAUGAUCAUCUCACUCCACCUGGGGGCAGCUUGUCUGACAUGACUUGUGAAAACUUUAUUUCCAAAGUUCAGGAUGUCAUUUCCAUCACCCAUGAUGAAAGUCUGCUGCCUGAGUCCUUGGAGAGCAUGAUGUAUGGUAAGAAGGCUCUCAGUCGAGAGCCAGGCUGUCUUCAGGAGAGCUCCAGCACCGAUACGGAGCCCAGAAAGGAUGCUGUGGCCCUCGCGGCAAUCAAAGAUGGGAACUGCCGGCCGGGUGGCCAUGAGGCAGAGAUACCUUCAGAGCCCUCUUUGAUGGGAAGCUUAGAAGCCGGGGUAGCUCAGAUGAGCAUCAAAAAUGGAAACCAUCUGUUGCUGUCUCUUUCAAGGGAAGGAGACGUCUGCAGUGAGGCAGGGCAGAGACCUGAAAGCAUCAGGCAGCUAGAAGCCAAACACUUAGCUUCCCCUUCCUUGGAUCGGAGAAAUGAAAGUGGGUUUUUAGAUAUGUGCCAUCUUAGUGUCUGUGACUCCAGAAGAAGCCUGUCAUCAGACCAGCAGUUAAUUGACUUACUAGAAAACAAAAGUUUAGAAAGUAAAUUGGUUUUGAGUCAGAACCACAGCGAAGAGGAGGAGGAAGAGGAAGAGAAUGAGGAGGAAAAUGUAGGUGUGGCCUCAGGCCUGAGGGAAAGGCACGAGGUUUUGCAUCGAGCCGACCCCACGGCUGAUAACCUAAGGGACAAGAGCCGAGGCCUCCCUGUCGAUGACACAAUGCGAGGAUGCGUGGAGGCCAUGAGCCAGAAUCCUACGCCUCAGGGAGCUUUUCCUCCCACGGCCUGUCAGUGUCACUGCAAGCACACGGAGAGGUGGGCGCGUGGCCUCGAGAACGAGGAGUUUGAAGGGGACAGCUCCAAGGGUUACACCCCGGACCUGUAUCGAAGCAAAACCAGUAGUAUCACAGUGGAGGGUGAGCCCACCCCUCCUCCGCCAGAGCCCUUUCAGGGAAAGCACGAGCCCUCGAAAGACCCUUGGAAGGAAGGUGCAGAAGGCAAAAAAGGUUUCCCUGCGUUUCCAGAAGCAAGUGAGCUCAAGUCCGAAGACCUAGAUUUCGAGAGUAAAGAUGAUUACGACAGAGAUGGGAACGGCCACGUUCAAGAGUACCCAGGGAAAUACUCUGAAGAGGAGAGCAAGAGCUCGACCUCGGGCAUCGCCGGAGACGUCGGGGACGACCUGCAGGAGGCCCGGGCUCCCACCAUCGCCCAGCUGCUCCAGGAGAAGACUCUCUUUUCCUUCUCUGAGUGGCCAAAGGAUCGCGUGAUAAUCAACCGGCUGGAUAAUAUCUGCCACGUGGUGUUAAAGGGGAAGUGGCCUUCCAGCCAGCAGUACGAGCCUCCGGGCACACUGCCCACCCCUGUGUUAACCAGCAGUGCUGGUUCUCGAAGCAGCGUCUCGGAGCCAGAAGCCUCAGAGCACAGCUUCAGCAGCGGUGCGGCGUUGGUGGCCCAGAUCCAGAAGGAGGGCUUCCUGGCUCCAGGAUUCACAAAGGACGACCAAAAGCACAGACGGCCCUAUGAGUUUGAGGUGGAGAGGGACGCGAAGGCGCGGAGCCUGGACCAGUUCUCCGCCACCCACGGGCAUCCCCCCGUCGUCCUCAAUGGCUGGCACGGGGAGUCCGCAAUAGACCUCUCCUGCUCUUCCGAGGGGUCCCCAGGAGCCACGUCUCCUUUCCCAGUGGGCGCCAGCACCCCUAAGAUUGGGGCUAUUGGUUCACUUCAAGGAGCCCUCGGCAUGGACUUGUCUGGGAUUCUGCAAGCUGGCCUGAUCCAUCCAGUGACGGGACAGAUUGUCAACGGAAGCCUCAGAAGAGACGAUGCUGCCACGAGAAGGAGGAGGGGGAGACGGAAACAUGUUGAAGGCGGGAUGGACCUCAUCUUUUUGAAGGAGCAGACACUUCAGGCAGGAAUCUUGGAAGUCCAUGAAGACCCAGGGCAGGCCCCCCUGAGCACCUCACACCCUGAAGGGCCGGUGCCUGCUGCUUCGGCCCCUGAGCCAGCCCCGGCAGCUGGCAGCCAGGCCGAGAAAGCCAUUCCCAGCAAGAGUCUGCUUGACUGGCUGAGGCAGCAGGCCGACUACUCCUUGGAGGUUCCUGGCUUUGGAGCAAAUUUUUCAGACAAACCAAAGCAGAGGAGGCCACGCUGUAAGGAACCUGGAAAAUUAGACGUCAACUCCCUGAGUGGGGAAGAGAGGGUUCCCGCUGUCCCCAAGGAGCCAGGACUAAGGGGGUUUCUCCCAGAAAACAAGUUCAAUCACACCCUGGCCGAGCCUGUUCUUCGAGACACGGGCCCCCGCAGAAGGGGCAGGCGGCCUCGGAGUGAGCUCCUGAAGGCCCCUGCCAUCGUGGCGGACUCUGCCUCAGGGAUGGGGCCACUGUUCAUGAACGGACUGAUCGCUGGGAUGGACCUGGUAGGACUCCAGAACAUGAGAAAUCUGCCAGGCAUCCCCCUCACGGGCCUGGUGGGGUUCCCGGCCGGCUUCGCCACGAUGCCCACGGGCGAAGAGGUCAAAAGUACCUUGAGCAUGCUGCCCAUGAUGCUGCCAGGAAUGGCCGCAGUGCCCCAGAUGUUCGGGGUCGGGGGACUCCUCAACGCGCCCAUGGCCGCCACCUGCACCAGCACCGCCCCAGCGCCUCUGUCAAGCACAACAAAAAGUGGCACAGCGGCAACCGAAAAGACUGUAGAAGACAAGCCAAGUAGCCAUGAUGUAAAAACAGACACAUUAGCUGAAGACAAGCCCGGUCCCGGUCCGUUCACUGAUCAGUCCGAACCUGCAAUAACUACCAGUAGUCCUGUGGCUUUUAACCCCUUUCUCAUCCCAGGCGUGUCUCCUGGACUCAUUUACCCAUCCAUGUUUCUGUCCCCGGGCAUGGGCAUGACUCUGCCGGCCAUGCAGCAGGCCAGACACUCUGAAGUCGUGGGUCUGGAGAGCCAGAAGCGCAAGAAGAAGAAGACAAAGGGGGACAGCCUGAAUCCCAACCCAGAGCCCGCGCCCGGGUCCGAAAAGGAGCCAGGCGGCGACCAGAACUGCCCCGAACCCAGGGCGCCCGUGCCCCCAGAGAGAGGACACGCGGCACAGGCCAGGGAAGGGGGCCUCAAAGACUCCAACAGUGACACCAAUUAGAACUGUUUCAUUUAAGAAAUGAUUGUGACUUGUAAGUUUCUUAUCCCAUAAAGGUUUGUUACUCCCCUCACUCCACCUUCAUAAGAACCUGUGUUUCCAUAAGUAAUCUGACCUACCUAAUUUUCUGAGAACUGUGGUCACAGAUGUCAGUAGUCACAGGGUCUUGCCACUUCAUUAGCUGAGUGUCGUCGACCUAGUGUAGGAGGCACAGAAUUCUCAUUCUGUUACCCAGUUGUUCAUUCCAGCAACCGUAGCUAAUACAGUACGUGGUGACACGCCCCCCCUUCCCUUCCGAGUUCCCACUUACCGGAGGAGGGACCGUGGCAAAAGAAAACUGUCUAGGGAUUUGCCAUCGAAGGGCCAAAGAACAGAGACAGAGGAGCUCCUUUUUCCGUGAGCUGUGUUGAAUGGGAAGAAUCUAAAGGGGAAACCAAAAAGCACAGAAAAAGGAAGUGCUGGUGCAUAUUUUUUAGUUAAGAUAUUUCCCUAUUUUAUCAUGAGGACUAAAUAGUGUAGGCAGAAGUAUAUAACUAAUGGUUUAAAAUGCAUAUAUUCAUUUCUUUAGAAGGCAAAAACCUUACUGGGAGGAACAGGACAUCUCCCUUCAUGGUUUUUCAGACUCCUGCACCAAGAAGAAAUACCGACAAGGCAUUAUUUUAUACACGUGUGUGCCGUCUCCCCCACGGUGGAAGACCGUUCUGGGUAUGGCAAGGCGUUACACACCCGGGUCGCUGCGGGCGAUGGGGCGGGUGAGGGGCUCGCCCUCCGUGGGGCCGCACGCUGCUCACCUCGUGCUCCAGAAUGGCUCCGGCCACCGCCCGGCACUGGCAGGUUUUUACUUUGUGCCCCCCUUCACCAAGAACAGGGCUCUCUCUGGAGCCUUCAAGAAUAUAGUCACUCAACACUUUUACACUUGGCUAGGUCCCUUCGUCAAAUUAUUUGAGGUUGUCCGGACUGGUGUGUGCCGCCUUUAUGAAACGACUGUGAAAGUUUGUUUCUUCUCUUCCCUUUUUUUUUUUUUUUGGUCUCUAUUGGGUUUCCAUUACACAGUUGAACCCAGAUUCCAGAUCAGGUUAGUUGAGACCGUUGCAAAUUAACAUCAUUUCCCCUUCUCACUCGGGAAGCACCUGCCUGAGCGGUGCUUACCCCGCUGACGUUCCACUCCCACUCGUGUCCCACACUCCAGAGGGCCGCUCACGCUCUGAGACCGGGAAGAAGCUCGUGGUUCAGGACCCCGAGGACACAGGGCCCGCGGGGGGGGGGGGGGGGGGGGGGGGGGGGGGGGGGGGGGGGGGGGCGUCCGAGACGUUGGAAGUGCUGUUGGUACCGGUUUCUCUUGGUGUUGCCACAAUUUACUGUAUUUUUACUUUUCCUGUUACAGUUUUGCUAAUUUAUCAGAAGGUCCAAAAGUUCGACAUAACUAUUUCAGUUUGCAUUAUUUAUUUAUGAUGCUUUUGUCAUUGUCUUUUAUACAUUUGGGAUUAUAAAUUAUGUAAAUGUUAAAAUGAGCAUCUCAAAGAAGUCUGUUAAAUUGUGACCAGAAGGGAAGAAUCAGAUGUAUCUUCGAACGGUGGAGUUACAAAUUAGAGAUAAAAAUCAGAAAUUCUGUAACCGAUUGCAUAAGAAGACAGAAUCCAUUGAUUGAGCAAAUCCUAUUUAAUGACAUCUUCAUAGUGUAGAUGGUCUAUAAUGCUGACAACAGAUUUCUUAGAAAUGCUGCUCUCUAUUUAACUAACAUUUUGUUCAGUUUUGCCUCCAGUGGAAGCAGAAAGGGUUUUUUCAGCUGUUAAAUCCUAAAAUUCAAUAUAAUUUAUUUAUGUAAAAAAAAAUCACUCAAUCGAUAUAUUUUUGAACCUUUUAAGUACUAAUUUUCUUUUUAUCAAGUAGAAAAAAAAAUGUAUUUGCCCUAAAUCCUUAAAAUACAAAUGCUAUAAAAAUUCAUGUAUCUUGAAAGCCUUACUGCAAAUGAGUAUUACAGACGUCCAGCCCAGCCUGGGUUUUCCUUUGUUGUCCUUGUUGUUUUGUAGGGAAAAGCUCCUUUCCCCCGGUUCCACUUCGAACCUCCAGUAGGUCACAGGGUUCAAUACGGAUUCGAUUUAAAACCCCACCAGCAUGCUAACCCCUGUUAUAUCUUACCGAGCCUGUAUGUUUAACUCUCUGGGUGUUUAGGCUUAUAUCUGACUGCUAUUGUGUCCCUGUUUGCAAAAUGAAAAUGACACUCUGUGGAUUAUUUGCUCUGUAAGGCAUAAGUGCUUCUUAUGAUUAUUUUGACGUUUCCAAGAGCAAAAGCCAAAUUUAAACUCUCUUCAGCAAACUUGAGCCUUUUCAUCUAAAUUCCAUGUCACUCACAGCCAUAACUUUCCUUGGUCAUUCUUCACCCCGUGUCUUACAUAAUAAAUUGUCUGUGGUCUUGAUCCUGGAUUUUAAAAAAAAAAACACUUUUAAAAGUCAAA